UUCCUAGGGCGAGGAACGCUGUAGUCUAUACAAGAUGGCGUACGCGGUUGUUUUCCAGCUACACUAUUGAGCGAAUUGCAGAAAUUUGUCGUCUAAAUUAAUUAAUUACAGUAGUGUAGUCCCUUCGUAAUUGUUUGUUAGAGACGCCGAAUAUCCAUCAUGAAAGGAAAGGAAAGGUCGCCAGUGAAAAAACGCUCCAGGGCCGUGGACGAUGUUCGAGACAGGGGAGGAAGCCACCCGAGCAGUAAGAAAAUGGGGGUUGUGGCGAUUUCUGGCGGAAGCAACAAUGGAAAUAGCUCUUCCAAAAGCGAAGGAGGUUCGGCGAGAAGGAGUUUACUUGGAGACAAAAGGGAUAGUCGGGACUUUGACGGACAUGCUUCUAGUCGCACGGGAAACAGUCACAGCUACACCGGCCCCGUUGCUAGCGCUAGCAGCAAGAAUCACAACUCGAGCCUGUCGCUCGAAGCGGCCGCGAGAGGCAACUCGCGUUCAGACCAGCGCAGCCAGCUCGCCGCUAACGAGAGUGAGUACAAAACGCUCAAAAUAAGCGAACUGGGGUCGCAGCUGAGCGACGAGGAGAUCGAGGACGGUUUGUUUCACGAGUUCAAGAAAUUCGGCGACGUGAGCGUGAAAAUUAGCCGCGUUAACGACGAAAGAAUAGCUUUUGUGAACUUCAGGAGGCCCGACGAUGCCAGGGCGGCGAAACACGCUCGAGGGCGCCUGGUGCUCUAUGACCGCCCUUUGAAAAUCGAGGCGAUGUACAUGAACAAAAGGAAAAGUCGAUCACCCGUGGAGAAAGACCACUUUUCUGCCGUGGCUGGCCACAGACAUUUGCACACCCAGAGGCCUCUGUCCCCUACUGGACUAGGUUAUAGGGACUACAGGCUCCAGCAGUUAGCACUUGGUCGACUUCCUCCACCCCCACCGCCUCCCCUACCCAGAGAGCUGGAGAGAGAAAGAGAGUUUGCCUUUUAUGAAGCCAGAGCAAGGCCCACCUACAUUGCUGAACGAGCUGCUGCCUUUCGCGAAGAGGAUUUUAUUUCUCCCGAGGACGACCAAAGAGCUAACCGGACGUUGUUUUUGGGUAACUUGGACAUUACAGUAACAGAAAAUGAUCUGAGGAGGGCAUUUGACCGCUUUGGGGCCAUCACUGAAGUGGACAUCAAGAGACCCACCCGAGGCCAAAACAGCACGUAUGGCUUUCUUAAGUUUGAGAACUUGGACAUGGCCCACAGAGCAAAGAUUAGCAUGUCAGGAAAAGUGGUUGGCCGAAAUGCUAUUAAAAUUGGUUACGGAAAGGCGACCCCAACAACACGCCUCUGGGUGGGGGGCCUUGGACCAUGGGUUCCCGUUGCUGCGUUAGCAAGGGAGUUUGAUCGAUUUGGCACUAUUAGGACUAUAGAUUACAGGAAAGGGGACACGUGGGCCUACAUUCAGUAUGAAAGCUUGGAUGCUGCUCAGGCAGCUUGCACAAACAUGCGUGGUUUUCCUCUUGGAGGCCAGGACCGACGGCUGAGAGUGGAUUUUGCAGACACCGAGCACCGCUACCAGCAGCAGUUUCUGCAGCCGCUCCCGCUCCCGCCCCACUACGAGGUCAUGGCUGAGUCUUUUGUUCACCGUGCAACCCCUGAAGCUAUCAGGGUCCGAGAAAGAACUCCCCCACCACUGCAUUUUAGAGAACGGGAGCUCUAUGCUGGUGUGGAGUGGCCAGCCCCUGCCAUCCGUGAACGUGUAAGAACUCCUGCAUUUGAACCUCUGGAGCACUUGGAACGAGAUCGACGGCCCAGAGAGCCAUGGUCCCUGGAGCGGGAGCUCCCGAGCAGAGAUGCUGCAAGAAAACGGCGCCUUCUAGAGGAUGGACGGCACCUAGACUGUUCACCCGACAGCAGCAGUGAGUGGGCAGUCCGGCGCCGGAGAGCCCCAUCCACUGAGGGCAGCCCAGGAGGUAGUAGUCGCGACGGCCGCUUCAGCGACUCUGAGCGUCCAAUGAGGGCAGAGCGGCUGUCACCGGCACGAGAGCACCGCAGCAGCCUAGACAGGGUUCCUGGAGAGAAGCGCCUCAAGAGCAACAGCAGCCUGUCUGAGUCCAGCAUUGGUGCAAGCCCGUCAGAAAGAAAACGUAAAGCAAAUGAAGCAAGCAAAGGGCCUUCAAAGAGAGAGCGAGCUGAAGGUAGCUCCAAGGGCAGUCAGUCAACCAAGCAGGACACUGGUGGGAAGCUGAGCAUGGCCUGGAAUGGAAUGCUGCUCCUGAAGAAUAGCAAUUUCCCAGCCAGCAUGCACAUCCUGGAGGGAGACCCGAGUGUGGCCAACACCCUCCUGGUCGACGGCAGCACGGGAGGGAAGGUGACGCAGCUCCGCAUCACACAGCGCCUUCGGCUCGACCAGCCCAAGAUGGAUGAGGUGUCACGCCGCAUCAAAGUGGCAGGCCCAGGUGGGUAUGCCAUUCUCCUUGCUGUUCCUGCCAGCUCCGAGGAUGCAUCUUCAUCCUCCUCAUCGACAGACCCAGCGGCUUCGACCCAGCGUCCUCUGCGCAACCUGGUCUCGUAUCUGAAACAAAAGCAGGCAGCCGGGGUAAUCAGUUUACCCGUGGGGGGCACUCGCGAUAAGGACAACGCGGGGGUGCUGCACGCGUUCCCACCCUGCGAUUUCUCUCAGCAGUUCUUAGAUUCCUCUGCAAAAGCUCUUGCCAAAACAGAAGAGGACUAUCUUGUCAUGAUCAUUGUCCGUGGAGCAUCCUAACAAUCAGAACACAAACAAGAAAAAAGCAUUGUUAUAAAAAAAGAAAUGUCUCAUUUGCAUGCUCUGUUAAGCCUGGUGCAGCAACCAUAGUUUAAACAGUUAUUAAAAGGGUAUGUGUCAUCUGUUCUGCCAAAUGCAAUGCAUGAAAAACAUCUCAUAUAGCAAAAUUGGUUUUCAUAUUGCAAUAUUUGCUCACCAUUGCAAGUUGAGUUUCCAAACCAAAUCAUUGUGAUACUGUGCAACUGUUUGAAAGAGUGAAAGAUAAAAGGUAGACACAAUUUGAAAACUGAAGAUUUACACUAUACACUGUACUGCUGAAAAUCUUAUACAUGUUUGUUUAGCCAUUAGAUUGUAAGCAGUUCCCUAUAUGGAUAUUAACAAGAAUGUUGUUUCAUGUAGGUAUAUUCUAUAUAUUUUUUAUUUAAAAAAAAAAGAAGAGGUUAUUGAGUCAUUGUGGUUUAACGCUCGGAACAAUCAGUUAAUGAUGAAGAGAAAGUGUAAUAUAGGCCUAGGUGUGUAGUUCUAUAGUUCACCUAAACAGUCCAGGUAUUUCUCACUUAAAACUGCAUGUUGACUGUUGUCCUGUUUUGAAACCGUUACGGGGUAGUUCACAGUCUAAAGUUUGCAGACUAUAAACUAAUGUAUACACAACUGUACUUUAGUAUUGAAGUGUUUAUCAGUGUGUAACUGGGCAAGCAUUUAAUGAGGCUACAAAUUGUUUUCUCCCAGUUUUUAUUAUACCCAAGGCAUCUUGUAAUAUGAAUCAGUGAUUAUUUUGGUCUUUUAAUUCUAACAUGCUUCAAAACCACCAUUUGCACAGACAAUUGCACAUAGCUUAUCCUUUUUUGUAUUUGACAAGAUCAUCUGAAAAAGUAGUUCUAUUGAGACAUUUUCCAUUUUUACGUUGCUUUUUGCUCUUCCCUAAUAAUUUCUGUAGUCAUCCACUAGUUUUUACUGAUUUCAGUGCUUUUUAUUGUUUUUUUUCCUCCUUCCUUCUUUUUUUUAUUUUAUUAUUAUUUUUUAAAAAUAAAUUUUAAAGUAAUCUUGCCCGUAGAACACAGUACAAAAAUCAAAGAACACUUGAUAGAAUAGCAGUAUGUAAUGCAUGUGGCUUUUUUUCCGUUUUUGUCAGCAUUGGCCUCAGUUUUGUUCAAUAUGCCACAUUAAAGGAAUUGUUAAAUUGAUGUCCAGGUACUAAAAUGUGAGUGGAAACGUGUUCCUUCCAAUUUGAUAAACAUAAUAAUUCCUAUGGUGAUGUAAUUCUUCUAUGAUCUAUAUUCCCCCAUAUAUUAACACACUUUAAUUGUCAGCUUUAGGCAUACUUGAAGCAGGGCUGUACAAUUAGAAGUGAUCAAAGUAUUUAGUAUUUUUCAGUACAUUAAUAAUGACUAUGGUUCAGUGCAAAAACACAGAAGCGUUGUAAUUGGUCAGCACAUGUGAUUGUGCAGUGAUCAUACCACUAAAGAGCAUGCAUUAAUUAUUGAGUCUACUUGUUUUAGUAUGCUUAAUUGUGCAGCCCUAAACUCAAGUAUGUUUUAAGUUGAAUAAUGAGCUAUGUAUGAUUAGUCUGAAUAGACAUGCAACAUACUUUUAUAACCCCCAUCUGAAAUUUUUAGCAUUUAUAUCAAUGUUGAGGGUUUUUUUUUUUUUUUUUUUUUGCAGUGUCUUGAGUCUAAUUAUUAACAUAAGUGUUAAUUCCAUCUGUGUUAUGCCAGCUAUCAUUUUAAAAUCACACUAAAUUACAUUUUUAAAGCAGAUUUAAAAAUUGGUUUGUGAAUUAAGAUUAUUAAGCUGUUCUAUAUGUAUGGAUGAGUAGGAGAUACUGUACUUUCAGUAGCCAUCUCUCAGGAUGAAAAAGGACCGUUGCAACAGAGGACUUCCCAUGGCCGGAAUCAAAAAGAUUGACAGGAGCCCUUUGGAUGCAGAGGGGCAAGAGCUUUCCGUUUACUGAUUGUGUAUUCUCGCUGAGAGAGCAGCUUCACACUUGUGUAAAUGUUUUUGUGCUUACACUUCCCAUAUUUAAACGGAAAUAUGACCGUCUUGCUUUGUGGUGUGUUUACCUGGUUUCUUGAAGGAGAGGAAAAAAAAGAGGAAUCGCUCAUUCACAUCUUGCACAGCUAAGAAAUAGCUGUCCACAUACACACAAAGUGCACUGGCACUUAUUUGAUUUUGUUUUACUAUCAAUAAAUUGUUUCAUUUGAGGGAGAAAUGUUCA
This is a messenger RNA of Ictalurus punctatus (channel catfish), 4954 nucleotides long. RefSeq names its product RNA binding motif protein 15 (gene rbm15). Gene Ontology annotation, cellular component: nucleus. Gene Ontology annotation, molecular function: mRNA binding. The transcript has a single exon. Gene Ontology annotation, biological process: regulation of alternative mRNA splicing, via spliceosome. NCBI's taxonomy places the organism in Eukaryota, Metazoa, Chordata, Actinopteri, Siluriformes, Ictaluridae. The coding region runs from base 160 to 2739 and encodes 859 amino acids. The record is from RefSeq and is a predicted model, not a curated record.